This is a messenger RNA of Macaca mulatta (Rhesus monkey), 2786 nucleotides long. It is a transcript of the gene DCAF12L2, whose product is annotated as DDB1 and CUL4 associated factor 12-like 2. Gene Ontology annotation, molecular function: protein binding. Gene Ontology annotation, cellular component: Cul4-RING E3 ubiquitin ligase complex. Lineage: Eukaryota; Metazoa; Chordata; Mammalia; Primates; Cercopithecidae. The record is from RefSeq and is a predicted model, not a curated record.
CACGCCCGCCCAGCAGCUCCUCCCACUGCCUCCGCCCUUCACACUCGGGCCCCAGCGUCGUCCUCCCCCCACACUGACUUCGCUCCCGCAGCCAUCCAGACAGACACUCUUCCCGCUCUCGCCUAGGUCUGCACCGCCACUGCCGCCCUUGCCGCCCCGCUUAGCCCGGGCUCUGCUACGUCAGGCCGCGCAUCUCUGGCCAGGUCCGCCGCUGCCGCCGCCGCCGCCGCCGAGCCUCAGACUGAAGUCUGGGAGCCCGCGAUCGCACCAGCUUCUUGGUCUUAGAGAUCCUGAGCUCUCGGCUGACGCGGAAGCGCAGCCAUCCCCACCACCGCCGCCACGGCCAACACGGGUGCCACGCGCCGCCACCGCCGCCGGGCCGCCGCCGCAGCCGCUGCCGCUGCCGCCGCCGCCGCCGCGGAUCGCCCGCCGCCCACCAUGGCCCAGCAGCAAACAGGUAGCAGGAAACGGAAAGCGCCCGCGGUCGAGGCGGGCGCCGGGAGCUCGUCCUCGCAGGGCUUAGCGGCGGCGGACGGAGAGGGGCCUCUGCUACCCAAGAAGCAGAAGCGGCCGGCGACGCGUCGCAGGCUGGUGCACUAUCUGAAGGGCCGGGAGGUAGGAGCGAGGGGCCCCGCCGGGCUCCAGGGCUUUGAGGGCGAGCUUCGGGGCUACGCGGUACAGAGGCUGCCCGAGCUGCUGACAGAGCGCCAGCUGGACCUGGGCACCCUCAACAAGGUGUUCGCGUCACAGUGGCUGAACGCCAGGCAGGUGGUGUGCGGCACCAAGUGUAACACGCUCUUCGUGGUGGACGUGCAGUCAGGCCACAUCACGCGCAUCCCCCUCAUGCGGGACAAGGAGGCCGGGCUGGCCCAGGCCCAACAGGGCUGCGGCAUCCAUGCCAUCGAGCUGAAUCCCUCCAAGACGCUUCUGGCCACCGGCGGCGAAAACCCCAACAGCCUGGCCAUCUACCAGCUGCCCACCCUGGACCCCCUGUGCCUGGGCGACCGCCAUGGCCACAAGGACUGGAUCUUCGCCGUUGCCUGGCUGAGUGACACCGUAGCCGUGAGCGGCUCCCGCGACGGCACUGUGGCGCUGUGGCGGAUGGACCCGGACAUGUUCAAUGGCAGCAUUGCCUGGCACAGCGAGGUGGGUCUCCCCGUAUAUGCCCACAUCCGUCCGAAGGAUGUGGAGGCCAUACCCAGGGCCAGCACCAACCCCAGUAACCGCAAGGUGCGGGCCCUGGCCUUCAGCGGCAAGAACCAGGAGCUGGGAGCGGUGUCCUUAGACGGCUACUUCCACCUGUGGAAAGCCAGGAGCACACUAUCCAGGCUCCUGUCCAUCAGGCUGCCCUACUGCCGAGAGAAUGUGUGCCUGACCUACUGCGAUGAGUUGUCCCUCUACGCUGUGGGCUCCCAGUCCCACGUCUCCUUCCUGGAUCCGCGCCAGCGCCAGCAGAACAUCCGGCCCCUGUGCUCUCGAGAAGGUGGCACAGGCGUGCGGUCUCUGAGCUUCUACCAGCACAUCAUCACUGUGGGCACCGGCCAUGGCUCCCUGCUCUUCUAUGACAUCCGGGCCCAGAAGUUCCUGGAGGAGAGAGCCUCUGCCAGUCUGGACUCUACGCCGGGGCCCGCAGGGAGGAAGCUCAAGCUUGCCUGUGGCAGAGGCUGGCUCAACCAGGAUGACGUCUGGGUGAACUACUUUGGUGGCAUGGAAGAGUUCCCCAAUGCGCUCUACACCCACUGCUACAACUGGCCCGAGAUGAAGCUCUUUGUGGCUGGGGGGCCUCUCCCUUCAGGACUCCAUGGGAACUACGCAGGCCUCUGGAGUUAAGGAUGAACGCCUUGUUCUCAAAGUGCACAGGUGGAACCAGUCCAACUUACGUGUGCUUCGUGUAUUAGGCAGAUAAAGAGAGAGCGGGAGCAAGCCAGUGGGAGUGAGAGAGCACAAGUGGUCUUUUCGACAGUCAAAACUUUGGCUUUAAAUCUCUCAUUCACGUUUCCCAACAGCAGUAUAUUUUUGCCUUCUCAUUCAAAGAGUUUUGGCUAAAUCUUAAUUGUAUUCUGUCUUUCAGUGAUUCACAUACCCUCCUUCUUUAGGUUGAUGCAGUCUUUACUACUAUUCAGUACAUUAGUUUUAUCAAUAUUGCAAUAGUGUUCAGAUCUUUUGCACAUGUUAGAUGUGUGGUGUUUUGGGGAAAUGUGUGCUACAAAGCAUCUUUGGGGUUGUUUUGAGGAACAUCAUUUAUAGCCUUACUCUAAUUAGAAAAUGCAGUUCAGGUUCUAGAUUGCCACCAUUCUAGUGUCGUACACACCAUUCUGCAGUGUGAUUCAUUUGGAUAUUGGAAACUGAAUGUCUAUUGUUUGUAUAUUGUUGAUGUGUAAAAUGCUUUAAAAAUAUGUUCUCUUAGUUAGAAAUCUUACAAUGUUGUUCAUACUAUUAAUCAACAAUUUUGGUUAUUCAGUAAAACUUUACUAUCCUCAGGCCUUCCGUGUUCUUAUUUAAAGCCGCUGUAUUAUGGCCUGCUUUUCUAUGCUACAGAUUUUCAGAACUAAUCAAUUCUGGUCUAUGUAUGUGGUAGGGCAAUCAAGGAGGUAUUUUUUGGGGUAUAUGGGGUAAACAUCUCUUUAAAUUCAGGUAGUUAUUUACAGUGAAAAGCCAGUUGUGGCAGUUGUGCUCAGAGUAGGUGUUGCUGAUUUUUUAUUACUGUAUACAUGGAUAAUUCUGUAUCCAGUAUGUGAUGUGUUGCAGAAAAAUAAAUAAAAUGUGUUCAUCAUCUUAGCAAUUAA